Paramuricea clavata is the source of this 1099-nucleotide messenger RNA. NCBI's taxonomy places the organism in Eukaryota, Metazoa, Cnidaria, Anthozoa, Malacalcyonacea, Plexauridae. The record is from the annotation of a GenBank genome assembly.
AUGCAAGAGCAGGAUGAGCAUGUGGUUGUAUCAACAGAUUCUGAUGAGUUGGUAUCCUUGGGAUACAGAAAUGGUCCAACUGGAGUCAAAUCACUUCCAGCACAAGUAAAUAAAAGAUGUGACAACCUUGGUAUGCCACUCUUGCAAACAACAUUUCCAGCUUCUGUAUCCAUAGCUGAACUGCUGAAAGCUGGAAAAUUAGUGAAACCCACAAAUAAAAACAAAGUUAAACUUACGUUCGAAGAAUUUGAUGUACAAAAUCAAGAAUGGCAAGAUGUGAUGGAACAAGAUGUAUUUGUAGAAACAGAGGUUUUCCUCAGGUGCCGAUUUCGAGAUGCUUUUCGAGCAACUAGCAAAACUGGUGGAACUCAGUGCCAGUGGGUUGUAAAGACAUACAACCACGAAGCAGUUGAUGCAAUUGUAGUCCAAUUAAGUUCUUCAAUUGAAGAUCACGCUAGAAAACAAGUGCAAAUGCAUGCCGUGGCAAGGCAUAUUGCCAAAAAAUUUGCCUUGAAAGCCCCUAGUGAGUUUGGAUCAUGUCAGAGGCGCUGGAGAAUCGAUAAUUGGGGGCAGAUAUUCAUAUAUUCGUGUUCUGCCCAAUUAAUUUCUUUUGAAAUCGAUUGUUUUUACAGUCUGUGAACACGAAUAUAUGAAUAUCUGCCCCCGCUAUUAUCGAUUCUCCGGCGCCUCUGGAUCAUGUUUUAAAUAUAACCAUUGUUAUUACACAACAUACAACGACAGACCAGCCACUAUAGAGGAGUAUGUUCCGGGUUCCUUUGUUAAGUACAUCAACAACGAUGGGAAGUGCAGAUAUCCUCAUGAUGGAUGCAGUGAUGAGUACAAAGAGCUGUUUGAAAAGGCACAAUGCUUAGUCCACUACAGCUACGAUAUAUCAGAGAAGAAGCUUAUGUUGCUUGACAUACAAGGGUCAAAAUUAGAUCUUUAUGAUCCUGAAAUUGCCACAGCUAAUAUCAUGGAUGAGGAGAGUAGUGAACUCUACUUCUGUUGUGGUAAUUGCACAUCUGUUGGAAUAGAAGAGUUUUUAAAAGGACACACAUGCAAUGAUUACUGCAAAAUGAUGGGGUUGCCUGAUCAGUAA